This is a messenger RNA of Anolis sagrei ordinatus, 2434 nucleotides long. It is a transcript of the gene FAM133B, whose product is annotated as family with sequence similarity 133 member B. The record is from RefSeq and is a predicted model, not a curated record. Lineage: Eukaryota; Metazoa; Chordata; Lepidosauria; Squamata; Anolidae.
AUGCGCGCCUCCGUCCCGCGCAUGCUCGGUAGCAUUCGCGAUGAGAAACUUGCUGGAGAGUCCCGCGCGGGGCUGGAGCUAGGCCCGGUUCGCCAUGGGGAAGAGGGACAACCGGGUGGCUUACAUGAAUCCCAUAGCAAUGGCUAGAUCACGAGGCCCUGCUCCAUCGUCGGGACCUACCAUACAAGACUACUUGAACAGACCCAGGCCAACAUGGGAAGAAGUGAAAGAACAACUGGAGAAGAAGAAGAAAGGUUCCAAGGCCUUAGCAGAAUUUGAAGAAAGGAUGAAUGAGAACUGGAAAAAAGAAUUGGAAAAACACAGGGAGAAAUUUUUAGGUGGAAGCGAGAGUACUUCAAGAAAGAAAGAGAAAAAGAAAAAAGAGAAGAAGAAAUCCAGUAGGUUGUCUCCAUCUUCCUCUUCCUCAUCAAGUUCUGAUUCUUCCAGCAGUUCUUCUGAUUUUGAAGAUGAGGAUAAGAAACAAGGAAAAAAGAGAAAGAAGAAAAAGCAUCACUCUUCACGAAGAUCAUCUGAAAACUCUAGUUCAGAUUCAGAAUCAGAUAAGAACAGCUUGAAAAAUAAAAAGUCAAAGGAAGACUCUGAAAGAGAAAAGGAUACCAAAAGUCUUAGCAGGAAAAGGAAAAACACAGAUCGUGGGGAUGGCUUAUUAUCAUCGGAGUCCUCAUCAGAAUCUGAGCAUUCGGAAGAGGUACAAGCAAAAAAGAAGAAGAGCAGUGAAGAAAAAGAGAGAAACGAUAAAACAAAAAAGCGAAAGAAACACAAGAAACACGGCAAAAAGAAGAAAAAGAAGACAGCUAGCUCAAGCUCUCACUCAGAAUAACACCAGUCAAGAGUCUUACUUUCCUUCUCAAAAAGUGCAAUGAGUCUAGAAAGAACUGAAACUGUGAACAUUAUGAUGAACUCUACCAACUGCAUGAGCUCUUCUGUGUGUGAACAAAAUAUUUGACACUUUCAGCUUGCCUGGUGCCAUUGGGCUGGACAUAGCCAUUGAUGUUGCCUGAUGCUUAAUAUAUUACAUGUACUACCCUCCCCUCCAAUAGCUUGUGUGGAAUGUUUUGAAAUAAGUCCUACAGAAGGUUUAAAUGAUUCAAAAGCAGAAUCAGAUGGAUUGUUACAGAAAAUGUUUUUCCCAUUCAAGAGAUUUAAUGCACACAUGUAGCUCCUACAGCCAGGUGUAAUCCUGUGUUGCUAGGAAAAGAACAUAUUCACUUAUGAAAAGAACUCUGCAUGUGGAUAAGCUUCAUGAGCUGUAAUAAAUGAAGCAACACUUUGUGUAGGCCUCAGAACUCCUGGUAGAUCCAUAAGCAAGACCGGGUUUGGGGCAUUUCCUUUUUAACCCUCUGGCAAUGAAGAUUUUCAUGGUGAAGAUUUUUUGCGAAAUCCCCUUUAAAAGUGAUUGUAUGGCAUAUCAAAUCCUAUGACAUUUUUGUUACUAUUGAUGCCAUAUUUGAAACGAGAACAUACAAGUAACACCCAGGUGUUACUUUUGUACAUAUGUGUUGUGUAGUUUUGCUCCCACUUUCUCAGGUGGGACAUGGAGUAUUCAUGCCUUCAAGGAUGUAGAGGGCAUAUCUUGAUCUUUGCAAAUAGCAGUGUUUGUUGAGACUGUCGAUGUGCUUCCAGAGGUGUUUUCAGAAGCCUUUUUCUUCUGAGUGCUAGAUUCCUUGAGAACCUUUCCUAUGCAGGCCUCAUUAAAAGCAAUGGGAAUUGCAGAAGAGCAGUUGCGUCAAUAUUAUUCAGACAAGGAUAGAUGGGUCGCCACAUUACUUUGUUUAUGUAGCUGCCCCAUUCAUGUGUAUAAUUAUGUCAUUCUUGUAUCCCUGUACUUUAUGUCUGAACAACAGGCGACACAUCUGGCUAUUCAUUCCUAUCUAGUUUGGUUCUCAGUUUAUUCUAUAUACGUAGCAUAAGCUGCUAGCAAAAACAUCGACCUAAUGCAGCAUCCAGAAUGUGAUGUUUUUACUCCUAUUGAUUUAAAAUAAUACUGAAUACUGUGCUAAUAAUACAGAUAAGCAUUAUUUGAAGCGAUGUUAAGUUUAACAACUUUUCCUGACAUUUGUUUUCUUCAAUUGUGAUGUGUGUCAUUUAAGGCAUUUAGAAUUGCAUGAUUUUGUACCAUUUUAAACUUAAUAGGGGGGAAAAAACUGUCGUAAUCAGUGGGUUUUUAAAAAUUAUGUUCCGCAUAACCGCAUUACUUACAGAUAUGAGUUCCUAUUGCAUACGUGCUUAUGUUUUAAGCGCACCCUUGCUGAAGAUAUUUAGCAUGUACAAAGCUGAGGUGGUUUCAACCAGCUUCAUAUUGAAGCUGAUUUUAACUCGACGCAAGUUCAGUGGCAGAACCUUGUUAUGCAAACCUAUGUCUCGGUAUACAGAAUUACUGCCAGACACUUAGUAAAAAUCUGUUUUAAAAGGU